AUGCUCUAUUUGUGCCUUUCCUUCACUGAUUGUCGACCCACCCAGCUGAUCGGCAGCACGCCCAUGGUGUAUCUCAACAAGGUUGUGGAUGGCGCCUCAUCUAUAACCCUCUGUCCCCAUGCCUUUUCUUUGGUAUCAUUGAUCGUCUCACCAGCUGAUCGGCAGCACGCCCAUGGUCUGAUCGGCAGCACGCCCAUGGUGUAUCUCAACAAGGUUGUGGAUGGCGCCUCAUCUAUAACCCUCUGUCCCCAUGCCUUUUCUUUGGUAUCAUUGAUCGUCUCACCAGCUGAUCGGCAGCACGCCCAUGGUCUGAUCGGCAGCACGCCCAUGGUGUAUCUCAACAAGGUUGUUGAAGGCGCCGUGGCAACCAUCGCAGGAAAGCUCGAAAUCAUGGAGCCCUGCUGCAGCGUCAAGGACAGAAUCGCGUACAGCAUGAUCAACGAUGCGGAGGAGCGAGGUGUCAUUGCUCCUGGCAAGAGCGUGCUGGUGGAGCCGACGUCGGGCAACACGGGCAUCGGCUUGGCGUUCAUAGCAGCGGCGAGGGGCUACAAGCUCGUCCUCACCAUGCCCGCCUCCAUGAGCCUCGAGCGCCGCGUGCUGCUCAAGGCCUUCGGGGCCGACCUCGUCCUCACAGACCCCGCCAAGGGCAUGAAGGGCGCUGUGAGCAAGGCGGAGGAGAUUGUGAAGAGCACCAAGAACGCCUACAUGCUGCAACAGUUUGAGAACCCUGCGAAUCCCAAGGUGCACUUUGAGACGACGGGGCCUGAGAUCUGGGAGGACACUAACGGGCAGGUGGACAUCCUUAUAGCGGGGAUAGGCACGGGGGGCACCGUCACUGGCGUGGGGCGCUACCUGCGCAGCAAGAAGCCUGGCGUCAAGAUCAUUGGCGUGGAGCCCAAGGAGAGCGCCAUUCUGUCCGGUGGCAAGCCAGGUCCGCACAAGAUCCAGGGCAUCGGUGCCGGGUUUGUGCCGGGCAUUCUGGACGUAGGACUGCUGGACGAGGUCAUUCCGGUGAGCAGUGAUGACUCGGUGGCCAUGGCCAAGGACCUUGCAGUCAAGGAGGGAUUGCUGGUGGGAAUCUCGUCAGGAGCGGCGGUGGUGGCGGCUCUUCAAGUGGCCAAGCGGCCUGAGAAUGCCGGCAAGCUUAUUGUUGUGGUGCUGCCGAGCUUUGGAGAGCGCUAUUUGUCGUCAGUCCUCUUCUCUGCUCUGCGGACAGAGGCAGAGCAGAUGACACCCUCCGUCUGA
Closterium sp. Naga37s-1 is the source of this 1245-nucleotide messenger RNA. Lineage: Eukaryota; Viridiplantae; Streptophyta; Zygnematophyceae; Desmidiales; Closteriaceae. The record is from the annotation of a GenBank genome assembly.